AUGACCUCCUGCACGGACUCGAGUAACUUUGUGCCAUCAGAUUACCCACUAGUGCAAAUGGAGGAUAUCAAUUUGAAUCUGAGUGAUUUCGAAGAUUUUUUAAGUUCUCGUAAGCCUGACUCUGCAGGCGGAGCUGAUGGAAUAACUUACAGAAUGCUUUUAAAUCUUUCGGAUAGCGGCAGGAAGAAAUUGUUUGCAGUGCUCAACAGAAUAUGGAUCUCUGGUAACAUUCCUGAUAUCUGGAGACAUAUAAAAGUUCACCCCAUCCCUAAACGUGAAGAUUCGGUGGAUAUUACUGAUUAUAGACCGAUAUGUCUUCUGCCAGUACUUCUCAAGUGCAUAGAGGGUAUGUUGAAACCACAUAUGGAGCAAUUCGCAAAUUCCAGGAAGAUCAUACCCGAAAGGUCUUUUGCUUUCCGCAAGAAUAUGAGCACGACGCAAUGCAUUAACGAUUUGAUAAAUACAGUUCAAUACCUCAGAACUGAAAAACGGAAAGUAGUGGCGAUUUGUAUUGAUAUAGAAAAAGCGUAUGACCAUGUGAACGUGAACACCUUAGGAGCCAAAUUGAUGGAGAUGGGUUUUAAUCGUAAAUUGGUACUGUGGCUAACAUCAUAUCUCCAAGACCGUACACUUCAUCUUCACGAUGCGAAAACUAAGACUAAUCGUGGACUGGCUCAGGGCAGCGGCUUGAGCCCAAUACUGUUCAAUUUGUACACGGCAUCACUUCACAACAUAGAGGAUGAAAACACGUAUAUUUUUCAGUUUGCGGACGAUUUUUUCAUUCUUGCAUUUGAUGAAACUUGGGAUGAGGCGUUGGACAUCCUGGAACGCAAAUUUGGUGAAUUCAUUUACGAUUGUGAACAAUUGGACCUUAAUAUAAACUACGACAAGACCACGGUGACAUCAUUUGGUAGAAGGAGUUCUCAAAUUAAUCUCAAUUUCAAUGGUAGAAUGUUAACGGAAGUAAAGGAGAUCAAAUAUCUUGGCAGGAUAGUCUCGGCGAAUAAUUCUUCACUAUCUCAUGUGACGCAGGCAAUAUCGAAAAUAAACCGGACUUGCAGGUUUUUGAAUACGACAAGUGGUUGCCUUUAUGGAAUACAUCCGGCAAGGGCCAUCCAGUUUUAUAGAGUUUAUGCCCGAUCACAAUUGGAAUAUGCUGCGUCAUCUUUUGCGAACCUUUCCGGAAGAGCCCUGGCUAAAUUUCAGACUCAAUCGAAUUUCCACGUUAGAAGGGCCCUGGGUCUUAUGAAAUCCACCCCGGUACAUGUCUUAUAUCAUCUAGCGGCCGAAUUGCCCCCUAAAUAUAGAAUUCAACUGGCAGCAGGGAAAGAUCUGGUGAAACUAUUCCAUUUGGAAAUGCCUUUGGCAAAAUUGCUCCCAACCUUGGAGAAACCUUUGGACACGAGUUAUUACAAGAUGUUUGAUAAAUUCAAGAAUGUACUCUUGGACGUGGAACAAAUACGUACUUCUACAGUGGAAUCCCGAAAAGUGCGAACAUAUGAAAACUUCUAUCAUAGCAACAAGGCGAACCUGAAUCCUCAGGAGGUGAAUCAAAUAUUUCUCAGUAAAAAAAACGACAUCAUGAGCAGGAAUUUGGAGCUGGUAUAUACUGAUGGUUCCAUAAUGGAGAACCAAGCUGGUGGAGCCUUCUUUCAUCCAAGGUCUAACACUGUAAGGAGAUUUAAAUUGUCGAAAACAGUGUCAUCCAUGUCGGUGGAAUUGCACAUAAUGGAAAAGGCGGUAGAAUUUGCAAAGGAGAUGAACUUUCUGAAAUUGGCGAUACUUACUGACAGCAAAAGUGGUGUUCUGGCCUUGAAAAACGGUGUUUCAAAUGCGGCAUGUUCCAGAAUUCAUGAUUUGAUAGAUUCCAGCCCUACACUUUCCACUGUUGAGUUUCAUUAUAUCCCUUCGCAUAGGGGAAUAUUCGAGAACGAACGUGUUGAUGAAGAAGCUAAAAAGGCCACUCAAGAUGGCCUGACAUUGCAAAUAAAAUGGUCUAAAGACGAAGCUAUAAGGGAGAUCGAAAGGAGACUACAUGAUGAGUGGGAGAGAGAAUAUGUUGAUCUAAGUCGUACGAAAGGUCGGGAAUUCGGAAAAAUAUUCCCAAGUCUCCUUAGGAAACCUUGGUUCAACCAUAACUCCUUGGGGAUGAAUGCUAUUCAGAUAAGACAGUUGAACAGAAUACUCUCAGGCCAUUCCUUCAGUCCACAUACUUUGGCUAGAUUACAUGUUUUGGAUGAUGACACUUGCCUUCUGUGCAAUGAAGUUGACGACGACUCACAUAUCAUAUUCGAAUGUACCAAAUACAACCACAUCCGCUUGAGGUAUCCGGUAUUAGAGCAGUAUGAUAAUACCACGUCAUUUUUCAGGAAGGAACCUAUUGAGAAUUAUCAUUUCAUUACGGACUUUAUUAAGGAGGCUAAUAUUAAACUUUAG
Lucilia sericata (common green bottle fly) is the source of this 2436-nucleotide messenger RNA. RefSeq lists its product as uncharacterized. Gene Ontology annotation, molecular function: RNA-DNA hybrid ribonuclease activity; nucleic acid binding. Lineage: Eukaryota; Metazoa; Arthropoda; Insecta; Diptera; Calliphoridae. The record is from RefSeq and is a predicted model, not a curated record. The coding region runs from base 1 to 2436 and encodes 811 amino acids. The transcript has a single exon.